Messenger RNA from Cebus imitator (Panamanian white-faced capuchin), 380 nucleotides. Its product is annotated as testis-expressed protein 54-like. The transcript is spliced from 2 exons. The coding region runs from base 114 to 380 and encodes 88 amino acids. Lineage: Eukaryota; Metazoa; Chordata; Mammalia; Primates; Cebidae. The record is from RefSeq and is a predicted model, not a curated record.
CUUGGGGUGGGGGCUCCCUGAGCUGGGGCGAUGGGAUAUCUGACGUCACAAAGCCAGGCCUGGAGCCAGGCAGGCUGUCGUGGGUGGCACGGAGUCCGGGGCCGCGCGGUGCCAUGGGCUGCUGCCAAGACAAGGACUUUCAGAUGUCUGAUGAGCAGGAAGAAGGGUCCGCGGACCUCGGGGAAGGCGCCGAAAAUACCGACUCCCCAGACCACCGGAAUCACAAGUCGAACGAAAGCCUUCUGAUCACUGUGCUGUGGCGGCGGCUAUCCAUGUUCAGUCGUCGGGGCUCGCGGUCAAGCAAGAGGCAAUCAGACGUGGUUCGGAAGAAGGAGACUCCGAUUCGAGAAGGCAACCAGGCGGAGCCGGAGAAGGGAUGA